AUGACAGGUAUGCGGGAUGCUGCGCUUCAUCCAAGUGGAGCCGUCUGCGCGUAUUUACGCACGGUGUCACGUCCGAGCUCAUCCAAAAAGCGCUCAAUCCUUCCCGCGUUUUUCCCUCUCCUCGUGUCCGUCAUGGUGCUGGUUCCGGCCUCAGCGCACCCUCAGUGUCUGGACUUCGCGCCACCUUUCAAACCUUUAUGGCACCUGGAGUUCUGCACGCAGUACGAGCAGUUCGGCUGCUGCGACCAGAAGAUGGACAACAUGAUCGCGGAGAGAUACUGGGACAUCAUCGACCAGCUGGACACGAGGGGGGAAGAUCUGUGUGAGGACCUGCUGAAGGAGGUCUUGUGCCAGGAGUGCUCUCCGUACGCCGCCCACCUGUUCGAUGCCGAGGACCCCUACACUCCCGUCAGAGAGUUGCCGGGCCUCUGCUCCGGAUUCUGCUCCGAGUUCCACGGUAAAUGUGGCCACGUGGUGAUAUAUCUAACGGAGAACCGGCUGCUGCAGGACACGUCGCAGCGAGACGCUUCCACCUUCUGCAGCCUGGUGGACCUACAGGACCAGGACUACUGCUACCCCAACGUGCUGCAGAGCUCCAACCUCAACAGCAACCUGGGCCGCGUGGCCGAGGACCCCCGGGGCUGUCUGCAGCUGUGCCUGACGGAGGUGGCCAACAACCUGAGGAACCCGGUGCUGAUGCUGCACAGCGGAGACGGCACGCAUCGCAUGUUCAUCGCAGAGCAGGUGGGCUUCGUGUGGGUCUACCUGCGUGACGGCAGCCGGCUGGAGACGCCCUUCCUGGAUCUGAGCGGGGAGGUGAUGACCACGGGCUGGCUGGGGGACGAGAGGGGCUUCCUGGGCAUGGCUUUCCACCCAAAGUACAGAGAGAACGGACGCUUCUUCAUCUACUACUCCAUCCUGGUGGACAGCAAGCUGGAGGAAGUGAGGGUCAGCGAGAUGAAGGCGUCCGAACACGAUGUGAACGUGGCCGACCCGAACUCAGAGAGGGUCAUUCUGGAGAUCGAGGAGCCGGCUGCGAACCACAACGGAGGCCAGCUGCUGUUCGGACUCGACGGAUAUUUGUACAUCUUCACCGGAGACGGAGGAAAAGCCGGAGAUCCUUUUGGGAAGUUUGGCAACGCACAAAACAAAAGUGCUCUUCUGGGUAAAGUCCUGCGUAUCGAUAUCGAUGUAGACGGUGGUGACCCCGGUGCUCUUCAGUACCGGAUCCCCCCCGAUAACCCGUUCCUCGGAGACCCCUCUUCCCGCCCCGAGGUGUUUGCAUACGGGGUCAGGAACAUGUGGCGCUGCUCCGUGGACCGCGGGGACCCGGGGACUCUGCAGGGCCGCGGGAGGAUGUUCUGCGGAGACGUGGGUCAGAACCGCUACGAGGAGAUCGACAUCAUCGUGAAGGGCGGGAACUACGGAUGGAGAGCCAAGGAGGGCUUCGAGUGCUACGACGUGAAACUGUGCCAGAACUCCUCCUUAAAUGACGUCCUUCCUAUAUUUGCGUACAGCCAUCAUGUUGGGAAGUCUGUGACGGGGGGGUAUGUGUACAGAGGAUGUGAAUCACCCAAUCUGAACGGCCUGUACUUCUUCGGAGACUUUAUGAGUGGUCGCAUCAUGGCGUUGGAGGAAGACAAGACGACGGGCAGCUGGAGGGAGAAGAGUGUUUGUAUGGGAGAAACAAAAACCUGCUCGUUUCCAGGACUCAUCAACCACCACCACAAGUUCAUCAUCUCCUUCGGCGAAGACGAAGCCGGGGAGCUUUAUUUCCUGGCCACAGCGUACCCGAGUGCCACGUCUCCGUAUGGGACCGUUUUCAAAUUUGUGGACCCCUCCAGGAGAGCUCCUCCGGGGAAAUGUAAGCAGAAGCCGCUGCCGGUCAAAGUGAGAGGGAAGAAGAUUCCCUUCGUGCCCCGAGAGCUGACUGUGUUGGACACAAACGAAAAACCAACGAGACCACCACCGAGAAAAUUCAAACUCACCGCCAAACCGACGACAACGCCGAGCCUCGUCACGCCUGCAACGACGACAACAUCGACCACAACAAAGAAGCUGCAGCCAUGGAAGAAAAAUAAGAAGCUGAACCAGCAGCAGAAGAAGAAGACUCUGAAGAAGAUAUCCAAGACGAGCGUCAGAGACAAACAACAACCAAAAGCAACGGAUGAUUUAAAAAGCAACGCUCUAAAAAACACAAACAGCCCGAAGAAUCGCACAAUCCUGCACGAGAAGAACAGCUUGAAGUGGAAGAAAUCACAGAAGUUCACGAACAAAACUCAGACAGACUUGAAUGUGAGAACAAUCAGAACAAUGCAAAAUACACUCAAGGUGAAAAGGAAGCAAGCUAAAAAUGCAAAAGCACUUUAAAAUAUUUAUUCUGUUAUUAUUUUGGGUACAUUUCUAUUUGUUUUAAAGGAAUUGUUUGAGAUUUUUUCAGAAAUGUGCUUCGCUUUUUCCCGAGAGAUAGAUUUAUGGAAGGUUAAAAAGGCCAAACUUUAAUAUAUCAGUACUUGUUAUAAUACACGUUAUAAUAAAUGCUUUAAUAAAGGAA
Molecule: messenger RNA, 2554 nt
Organism: Gymnodraco acuticeps
Lineage: Eukaryota; Metazoa; Chordata; Actinopteri; Perciformes; Bathydraconidae
Gene: hhipl2
Product: HHIP-like 2
Exons: 10
Coding region: 1-2370 (789 amino acids)
Source: RefSeq, a predicted model, not a curated record